GCUACGUAUGUGAUCCAGUCUCGCAACUUCACCGUGAACCUGCUCGUACGUUUCCGCCGGUCGUCACUACCUGCCCGCUUGGGUGUUGAGUAGGCCAUGGUCAACAACGGUGAUUUCCCCGCUGAGAACACCCAGUCGGACUCAGCAGCGGAGGACAGGCAAGAGAAGCAAUGUCGAAUCUGUCUCGAUGGCGAGGAUCCCUUGCUCGGUCGUUUGAUUCGGCCUUGCCUGUGCAAAGGAUCUAUCACGUAUGUACAUGUCAAGUGCUUGCAGACGUGGCGCAUGUCUUCCCAAUCCGAAACUGCGUUCUUCAAGUGCCCGCAAUGUGGCUACCGAUAUAGGUUUGCCCGUACUCGAAUAGUGGGCAUGGCUAGCAAUCCCGUCAUCAUCGCAGCGGGAUCUGCUAUCUUGUUCACUGUUCUUGUCCUAUGUUCCUCGUUCAUCACCACAGCGUUCUUGUCACCAUUCGAGGACGAUAUCGAUACCCGCCAUUCUGGAACGACGUACUACUAUUCAUCCUAUGGCGGUUUCUGGACUUCUCCAUGGGACGUCGGUCGUGAUUUAAUACGCGCAUUCCUCCGGAUUCUGAGGGACGAACCAGGGAUAAUCGACAAGACAACGCUUUCGUCCGUUCGUGCCAGAAGCAGAGCGGGUUCACCUCCCGGCCUGGUUUGGCGCCUCAUCACCCGGUUCCUUCUUGGCCUACCGGUCGUGGGCGCUGUAAGCGUUGUACAGCUCCUGUUGUCAAUGCAACUGCUCGGACCUGUCCAUUGGAUAGCAAGAUAUCGAGGAAAUCGUAGACGAGGAGACAACAGGGAUGUAGCUGCUCUGAUUGUCCUUGCUCUUCUGAUCGCUGGUGCUGCUAGAGCGCUGUAUCAAGUAUAUCGAUGGACGGAAAGGUGGACGAAACGGUUAUUACUCAGAGCAGAGGAUGCCAUCCUGGAGGUUAAUACUUAGUGUCUGGGCAUCCGAAUUAGCCAUUCCGUAUUUUGUAACAUACUCUAUGCAGUCUGGCUGAUAUUGCUACCAAGCCGUUGCAUAUACCGGGACCGGCGCGGUAGUCCCAUAGCAGUCCCCCACUACUCGCUAGUAGAUCAAAUACACGUCCAUUAGUCACAGUGGACGGAUGGCUGCCAUCCUACGAGCGUCGGGGCGUAUUUGGCUGGCUCUACGCCGUCUCCCGAUUUUUAACCUAGCGUAUCGUGUCCGUAGUUGCCUCCACUUCCACCCUUCUUCGCCACGUUUAGGCCAUAUUCGACUGAUCCGUGCACGAACGAGGGCAGCACCUGUAACACAACCUCGGCCAACAUCCAAAGCGACCCCUUGCCCUCCGGUAACUUCGGUCGCAAGUUUCCACAACCGCCUUGGGUAUCCCAUCCUCUCUUCUCCGCGCAGGACCAUAUUGACGAUACCAAUGCGUUUCUCCUUGAGCGCGAGCGAAGCCACCCGACGCCAGACGCGUCGAUCUGCGAUCUCAUCGCCCCAUUUACGGAUGAAUUUGCGGGUAAGCCUCAGCGCGCGUGUUCCACACAUGCGUGUUCUCUUCAGCGAAGCGAGAAGGAGAUACAGGGUGGUGGAGGUCGGCUUGAUAUCCGGACCAUGGUGGAGAGCCUGCGCCACAACAUUACGUGCAGCGCGAUGGGCUUGGAGAGAUCCUUGCGUUUUACGAGCGAAGGGCAGUAGCAAAAGGUGCACGAGCUUGAGGCAUUUCGCGCGAUAUCUAUCAUCCAGCGGGGUCGACAACUCGCGAAAGUAUCUAAUGACCGUUUGCAGCGCUAGUUCCUGGUGUCCCAUGCUCGUCAAGGCCUGUACCAUCAUUUCGAGGAUGCGAACAGGCGUCCUGAUCUGCUGCUGCUUUGUCAUGUGCGGUAUCUGCUGCAGAAGGCAUUUGUAGCGGUCGGCGUCCAGGGCAGUAUGUCGCGCAGGAUCAUUAUCGGAACGCAUUGGCGUCUGAGUGGCAUCCCGUAGUGCCCCUCGCUUCGGCAUGUAAAAGAGCUCUAACCAUAAAGACAACAGGCCUCUGGAGGUAGGUGGCAGCGAGGCAAGAGCUUGAUACGCCUCGUCCCACUUGUUUGUUCGCACCAAGAGCCGCAGCACAAGCUUCCUCGUUUCUCCGUUCCAAGGAAUCGAUUCCCGCUCCAUUUGGUCAAGUAUUGCGCGGGCAGUUCCAAAAGCGGCUUGCCUGAUGGAGAGCCCAAGUAGGACAUUGCAUGAUUUCGUGGAGCGCAUGUCAGGGGGAAAAAAAGAAUGGUAGGCGAUGAGCGAUUGCAGUGUGGGCGGGGACUCCACUUUCUGGAGAAACGAUAGGAUGAGUUGGUGGAGUUGUGUACGUGACUGUGGUAUCGGAGCGUGGAAUGCUGGCAUCGUGCAAAAAGAACCCGAAGCGACUGUAGGUAGGGUCACUGACGCGUCAACCCAGGGCGGCUUGAGGUUCUGUGCAGGAGUUAUCACUGCCGUAGACCUUCCCGGGUCCGUUGCGGUGAAAUCACUGUCUCGUACGCUGUCAAUGUCGGCUGGUGCAACAGUUGUGCCCCCAUGCACUGCGCUCCGAACGCCGUGUGUAGCCGUCCGUCGCGUGAAACGGUCGGUACCGGGGCGAGACUGUCGUUGUGCGCUCAGCGGAGGUCCUGGCUUUCCCUUGGACGAGCCCCGAUGAAUGUCACCAGCGGGACGGGUAGCCGGAGCACGACUCUCCGGUCGGGAAGAACGUUGGCGAGAGGGACCUGCUCCAUCCGCAUCCGGAGGUAGGACUGACACGCCGCGAUGACGAUGAACCGGUCCACGGACGGGUGCAGCAUGAACACGUCUCAUCCACGCCCGGCCAGCGGCAAGUUGGAAGAUGUUUGCGAGCGAGACUGGUUUGCUCAGGUUCCGAGCGGCAUGAUGGAGCAUGCAUGGGCCUUGCUUGUCGGUUUUUUUUGUGGUAUUCGGCCACCAGCC
Punctularia strigosozonata HHB-11173 SS5 is the source of this 2940-nucleotide messenger RNA. RefSeq lists its product as uncharacterized. The record is from RefSeq and is a predicted model, not a curated record. The coding region runs from base 97 to 957 and encodes 286 amino acids. Gene Ontology annotation, molecular function: zinc ion binding. NCBI's taxonomy places the organism in Eukaryota, Fungi, Basidiomycota, Agaricomycetes, Corticiales, Punctulariaceae. The transcript has 5 exons.